AUGCGCAGGGGUCUUUCUACCGUUUCCAGGAGCGCCACCGUGUUCGGCAAGCAGGCGUGCCUCGCCUCCUCCACCCUCAGGGUUGACCGCAGGGCCUACGCUACCUCGCCUGAGGAUGCCGCCCUUGAGGCUCAGAUCGAGAAGGUCCUCGACCUCGUCAAGAAGCAGGGCAACCUCGGCUCUGAGAAGCUCACCGUGAGGAAGCUCACUGAGCUCAGGCAGACCGUGCCCGAGAUUGAUCGCGCUCUCAGCAGCGUUGGCGACUCGGCCGUCAAGUACAUGGCCGAGCUCGAGAAGCCCGGUGCUGGCCCCCUCUCCGCCGUGCCCCCCGUGCGCGUCACCGUCACUGGUGCCGCCGGCGCCAUCGGCUACGCCAUGCUCUUCCGCAUUGCCAGCGGUGAGAUGCUGGGCAAGCACCAGCCCGUCAUCCUGCAGCUCCUCGAGCUUGAGCCCGCCAUGAAGGCCCUUGAGGGUGUCAUCAUGGAGCUCAAGGACUGCGCUUUCCCCCUGCUCCACGGCGUCACCGCCUCGAGCGACGUCAACAAGGCCUUCGAGGGUGCUGAUUUCGCCAUGCUCGUUGGUGCCAAGCCCCGCACCAAGGGUAUGGAGCGCGGCGACCUCCUCAAGGAGAACGCCAACAUCUUCUCGUCCAGGGCAAGAUUCACCGCCAUGACCAGGCUGGACCACAACCGCGGCAUUGCGCAGCUCGCUGAUAAGCUGAAGUGCAAGGUCACCGACAUUGAGCGCUUCGCCAUCUGGGGUAACCACUCGGCCACCCAGUACCCCGACAUCUCCCACACUCAGAUCAACGGCAAGUGGGCGAAGGACCUCGUCGACGAGAAGUGGGUCAAGGACACCUUCAUCCCCGACGUGCAGCAGCGUGGCGCUGCCAUCAUCGCCGCCCGCGGUUCCUCGUCCGCCGCCUCGGCCGCCAACGCCGCCAUUGAGCACAUGCGCGAUUGGGUCAAGGGCACCAACGGCCAGUGGACCUCCAUGGGCGUCUGGACCGGCAACGGCAAGGUCGGCGACUACGGCACCAGCCCCGACAUCUACUACUCGUUCCCCGUGGUCUGCGCCGACGGCGAGUACACCAUCGUCCAGAACGUCCCCGUCGACAAGUUCUCCGCCGAGAGGAUGCAGAAGACCAACGACGAGCUUGUCUCGGAGAAGAACGGCGUCGGCGAGUUGGCCAAGAGGACGACUGACCCCGCUGCCCUCCUCAAGGAGCAGUACAAGGGCGGCAAGCAGUAA
Molecule: messenger RNA, 1251 nt
Organism: Acanthamoeba castellanii str. Neff
Lineage: Eukaryota; Discosea; Longamoebia; Acanthamoebidae
Product: malate dehydrogenase
Exons: 7
Coding region: 1-1251 (416 amino acids)
Biological process (GO): oxaloacetate metabolic process; malate metabolic process; tricarboxylic acid cycle
Molecular function (GO): L-malate dehydrogenase (NAD+) activity
Source: RefSeq, a predicted model, not a curated record